Molecule: messenger RNA, 9964 nt
Organism: Leptidea sinapis
Lineage: Eukaryota; Metazoa; Arthropoda; Insecta; Lepidoptera; Pieridae
Product: intermembrane lipid transfer protein VPS13A-like
Exons: 50
Coding region: 98-9964 (3288 amino acids)
Biological process (GO): protein targeting to vacuole; protein retention in Golgi apparatus
Cellular component (GO): extrinsic component of membrane
Source: RefSeq, a predicted model, not a curated record
AAGGAAUUCAUUAGUUUCCUGAGGCUUUUAUCAUAUUGGUUUAUUUCGAACAAUUCCUGAAGAUAAUGUAACGUGGCGGUAGGAUAAAGUUGUCACCAUGUUUGAGGGUGCUGUCGCCGGUAUUCUGAACCGUCUUCUGGGGAAGUACGUUCAAGAUUUGGACACCGAGAACCUGAACGUCGGCAUAUUCUCAGGAAAUGUCAACCUGACUGAUUUGAAACUGAAGCCUGAAGCAUUGUAUGAAUUAGAUUUACCCAUCGAUGUAAAAAUCGGCACAAUCGGUAAAAUCAAUUUACAAAUACCAUGGACUGGGCUCUACACUCAACCGGUUCUGGUUCACAUCGAAGACGUGCUCAUCCUGGUCGGCCCAGCAAUAUCCAACAGCUACUUCGACCCUGAACGGGAGCGGCGCCUCACGAGAGCUGCCAAACGCAAGAUCUUACAAGACCUUGAAGCCGAGAGCGAGGUGCUGAAGGGACCUCAAAAUUUUUUCGAGAGUUUGUUCACGGCUAUCGUCAAUAACCUUCAGAUCUAUGUGAGGAAUAUCCACGUGAGAUAUGAAGACUCUAUCAGCUCCAAAGAUGGGCCGCUGGCGUGUGGCCUGUGUUUGCAGAGUUUGUCCAUUGAAACGACUAAUAGCAAAUGGAAACCCUCAGUGACACCAGCGAAUGCUUCCACUGUAUACCAGAUGAUGAAGAUUGAGUCCCUCUCCAUGUACUGGAACCCCACAGCCACUGCUCUGGAUGACGUGGAGAUCGCCAACAUAACCCCGAUGCAGUAUUACAACUGGAAGCACUACAUGCUGACUGGCUUGGACAAGUUCUCGAUGCAUCAUGAGGAGUUUGAGUUUUUAUUCAAACCAGUUACGUGUAAGGUGAAGGUUCUGAUAAACCGAUCCGGAGAGGCGAGGGUUCCGAGGCUGCUGGUGGAUGCUGUACUGCAAGACAGCGCUCUGCAGCUCUCCCGGAGACAGUUCCUGUCCAUUGAUAACCUCAUGUCUUCGUUCCAACGAAUUCAGUUGAACAGGAAAUACCGCCACCUACAUCCUGGCGUUGCGUUGUCAAAAGACAUCAAGAAAUGGUGGCGUUACGCCUACAACGUGGUGGUGGAACAGAGGGUAAGACCGUACACCUGGACUGCCAUUAAGAGGCACCGAGAGAAUUACAAUGUGUACAAGAAAACAUACAAGAGUCUGCUGCGCAGUCCAAACGACGUGGAACUCAAGUUGGAUUUGCAGAAAUGCGAGGAUAACUUGCCGAUCAUAUCCGUGGUAAUCGCGCGGGAGCAGGCUAAGUUUGAACUUUUAGCACAGGAGCCAGACAGAAUAGAGGUGGUAGAAUCUGAAUUUGACUGGUGGAGGCCUCUGACAGGAUCUGACGUGGACAGUGAUUGUGACGAGGGUAGAGUGGAGCUGUGUGUUAAGACUGAGAGGAACAAGAGUCUGUGGAGUCACCUCUCCAGUCCUGAGAAGAAAAAGGUCUGUGAGAUGAUCGGGUAUGCAGAAGGAGGGCCCAGGCAGGAUAAAUCGAAACAAUACAUAGAACACAAAAUAAAUUUGACGCUAUCAAACUGCUCGGUGACGCUGAUGAACAGGAGUAAAGAGGUGCUGGUUGUGACUCUCACGCAGUUCCUGGCUUCGUUGGAGACGAGACCUUCUGCUAAAGCGUACAAGCUGUCAAUCCGUACGGACAACUUGGUGAUAGAGGGCCUGUCUGCUGACGGAGAGCUGGUGCAUCUGCUGCGGACGGUGCGGGAGUCCUCGCUGGGCACCUCCGUCGCCCUCGACGUGGAACGGAACCCCAGCAACUCGCACGCUGACCUGGGGGUUAACUGUCUCAUGGAGCCGCUCGAGAUUGUAUAUGUUGAGCACGCAAUAACGGAGCUGAUCAACUUCUUCCAAACGCAUUCGAUGACGUCACAGCAGCUUCUAGAAGAAGCCGCGCUGGCGUUGGAGCAUGCUGCCGCCAUCACCAAGCCGGUUCUGGUGUAUGCCAUCAGCAGGAAGAAGGUGUUCAGUCUGAACGUGGACGUCAAAGGACCGUGUCUUAUUGUGCCUGAACACGGCUGCUUGCAUAAACCAGGUCGUGUGCUGGUGUUGGACGUGAACAGGAUCCUCGUGAAGACAGACCUGCAGCCGCAGAACCUGGUGCUGGAAGACGCGACCUGCAUGGAACUUGAGGAGAAGCUGUACGAUCGCUUCCACGUAGAAUGCUCAUCGCAGAUAUUAUUCUGCGCUUGGAACGAAGAAUGGCGGGAGUCACGGAAACUUGGAGACUCGGAGAUGCAUCUUAUUCCGCGUGUUAAGGCACAGCUGGUUUUCUCCACUAGUAUCAAGAAGGACUAUAAACUAUUACCCAGAUAUAAACUAAAUUUAUCUCUGUCGAAUAUAAAACUGAACCUAUCGGAUCGAAUCAUCGCGGCCAUUUUGGAUUUCGCUGACAACCUGCCCAUUCCCGUGCCCAACACUGUGCCGGUGUCAUUCAUGGACUCUUGCGACUACACCGAAGAGUUCGAAGAUCCUGAGAUAGCGGAGAGCCUGAAAAUAGAUAGAGUGACAGCCGAUCCCGGUUAUGGCGAGCUGGUUAAGUUGAGACAGAAAAUUGUCGCGACUUACUUUAGCAGAAAGAACGUCCGAGAUACACAAGUUGACGGAGAGCAUCUUCACUCUCCGACAGCAGACUCUCUCCCUCCGACGGACAUCAGCGACGAGGAUGUGGAAGAAUACGCGAGAUCCGUGGAUUUACCUGGUUUCGAUGACAAUGUAUCGCCUAGUAAUAACAUUAAGAUGUUACUGAGAUUUGUUAUCGGUGAAAUAGUAAUAAACCUAAAUCGGUCGUGCGAGCAAGUGGACCGGGCGUACGUAAUGCUCAGCAUCACUAAGGUAUGCCUGGACAUCGCGAUGAUGGCGUACGGACCGGCCGUCCAACUGUCAGUGGGCUCCGCCUUGCUGACCGACAAGCAACACCACAGCAGCACUGGCCAGUAUCUGGAGCUGCUCACCACUUCUGGAGAACUCUUCAAUUUGCUCUACAGAAAGGUUCGAGCCAAUUGUCCGGAGUUCCGAUCACACUUCCACAACGUGGAACAGGCCCUGGUGGCAGACACCGGCGAAGUCCACAUCCUCGCGCACGCUGCAGCUUUAGCUACACUCAUUAAAUACAUUCAGUAUAUCCAAUUCAAAGUUAAGGACCGUCACGCGCUGAACAUCAGAAGCGUGCUGGCGCCUCGCUCACAGCGACUGUGGGACUUGCUGAUGAAGCCUGAAAUUGAUCCCCCAGUACCACCCGGAGCUACGAAGUUCAGCUACUCUAUGCGUGUGACGGGAGUAACGGUUCGCGCUUGGCAAGGCGAGGGUUCGGCUGUGGAGUGGCGCAUCAGGGCGCUGGAGAGUGACUGUGUGUUCCGCGCCAACGACCGCCUGAUAUUCAAGCUGUACCUGGGCUCGUUGCAGCUGGAUGACCUGUCAGAGGCCACACUUUACUCUAAGCUAAUUUGGCCAGACGAGGACAAAGUAUUGGAGAUGAAGUACGUUCGGUCUUCUGCUGGACUCGGCACCAGGCCGCGAGCUGAGCUUCGGAUCUAUAUCGGUCGACUUCACGUCGUGCUGUUCUGCUCAUUUAUAUACAGUCUGCAGCAAUUCCUGGAGUCCGUCUUGCCCAGCAGUCAGUGUGGUGCCGCGGGCGUCAUGAGCGAAGCCGCGCUGGAGCGAGCUGCCAGAGAAGACAUCAGGACAUCGCCACUGAAGUUGAGCCUGGCUAUCGAGAUCCACGCUCCUGUAUUACUUUUACCGCAGAAGCCGUCAUCGCCGAAUCUGUUAGUGUUAAAUUUGGGAGAUUUGCUGGUUGAGAAUUUUUUCAAGACGGUGAACAUGAGCUUGGACGCGAGCAGCUCCAUCCCGAGUCCGGUCAUAGACAACGUUCUGUUCAAACUGGACAAUGUCACGCUGUCUCGAGCUGUCAUGACGCUCGCGGGGACGCUAGAAGUGCAGGAGCCGAUACUAGAGCCGGUAUCAGUCCGGUGCGAUCUGAAGCGGACAGUUGGCUACGCGCAGGUGGCGACCCUGGCCGCCUGCCGAGACUUGUUGCUGUGCGAGGCUGACAUCGUGAUGGACACGGUCAAAGUCCACUUGGGACAGAAGGAUCUGGCGACUUUAUUCGCGGUGUGGACUGACAAUCUGAGCGAGGGGAAUUAUAUAGGUAUAUUUGUACCUAGUUCACCGGUAGAGCUAGCGCCCUCUGAAUUGCAAGUUAGGAAACUACAGGCUUUCUUUGCCCAGGGAGAGCCUGUGCGUAAGGAAUCAUUGUUAAGGUUCACCUUAGAAGGUAUCGAGGUAAACUUAUUCUCCGACAUCGAUGAAGUGUUGAGCUCACCCGUGAGGGACUUGAGCCACGGUCUGGCCAAGCUGACGAGCGGUGAAGCAUCGCUGGUGAUCUAUUACUUCUCUGAUGAUAGUGUGGAGAUGAAAGCGAGUUUGCACAGCCUUUUGGUGGAGGAUGUCCGACCUGAUUCGACCGUCGUGAUCAGGAGAAUAUUCCAAUCCCAAAGCGGCGGUAGUCGGUCGUCUUGUGGUAUAGCCGUGGUCCGACCAGCGCUACUUGAGCUCUCGCUGCGGCGCUCCAGUAAGGGAGCGAGUGUGGAUGUAAGAGUGGACAGGACCAGGCUUAAUUUGGCACCAGCUUUCUUGAUCUCUCUCGCUAGAACCCUCUUAAGCGCUAUGCCUGGUGACAAGCGUAUGGAAGGUGGCGUGAUAAACCACGGAUACGUAGGUGAUCCCCCGCAGCGGAACAACAACAGAACACGCCGGGACCCCAGCACCAGUGACUCUACCAGCGGAUACUACUCCACAGCUACACCAAUAUCAGAAGAAAUGCCAAGUCUCUCCAUAUCGAUACAAUGCCGCCAACCUGAGAUAAUGUUCUUCACUGACCUCAACAAGUCAGAAGGGCACGCAUUACUGCUGAGAACGGAGUUUCUCCUGGACUAUUCUUUUCACUCGAACACUGAGAAUCUUGUGAUAUCUCUAGCCGGGCUCCAAGUGAUGUCCAAAUUGCAGUCGAAAUUGAAGAAUCUGCCGCCCCAAUUGGUGCUGAAACCGUGUGAUGUUGAGAUAUCGAAGAGCUUCAAAAGUUUGGAGGAGGGAGUUAAAGUCCAGUUUUCCGUUUCGGAGAUCAAUGUUCACGUUGCUGCGACCACAGUACACACUAUUAUGGAUAUAAUAGAUGAAGUGACAUCAGAACUCGCCAUACCAGACGAGAAAGAAUUUACUUUCUCUUCAUUCAACCCUCAGUCGGAGAGACAGGACGAGGAUCUCUGGUCGCCGCGAAAAAUUGCCCCGUGCGUGUACAAUCAUGACGAUUUAUAUUCAACACCAAAGUACCCCAGCGGUAGGCCGAUGGAGACACUGAUCGCGAGUGUACCACUCGUCAGGAUCGUGUUCGAACUGGAGCAAGUUACUAGGAUACCAAUAUUGUUGAUUAAGAUGUCAUCGGAUAUAACUCUGAUGGAUUGGUCUGGCGAGGUACGUGGGAGCGGUGCUUUGCGAGUCCAGGCCAGUGUGUACAACGAGCGACUGGACGUCUGGGAGCCGCUAUUGGAGCCUGCCAUUCAAGACAACAGACAGACGCCCUGGCUACUCACUGCCCAGGUGUUUCAGGGUAAAUCAUACCCAAUGUCGGCGCGACCUUCGAAUGAUUCAGAACAAACAGAAGUGGACCACGUAGAAGAUACUAAACGGAAGAAACGGGACUUCGGUUCGGAAACUUCAGCAGAUGAGGCUGAUACUGACAACGAGAUGACGUUCAUCCGCAACCCCAGCGGCAAGGAGAAGGGCUACCAUGUGGAUCUAGACACUGGUAGCUCAUUCUUGAAAGCUCUGGAUGGUGAUGAAUCUGAUUCUGAAAAUGAGGGGAGAGACAAGAUGUCAUAUGCUAUGGGACAUUUGUUUGUUGAGAGUGAAUCAAGUGCUGAAGACGUCAGCAAUGAUGCCGACUCAUCAGCUCCAGAACAAAGUGACAAAGAAGACGAGGAAAUGCCAGAAACUUAUAUUGAUGCUGAUGAAAAGAGAGAUGAGAAAGCUGUUACAUUACAGGAGCCUGAACACGAAGACAGCGUGGAAUCAUCGAUCGACGAGACCUUAUGUACGUACGUUUCGCUGGAGGCUCGCUCGCCAUUGUCUAUCACCAUCACGCCGGCCGCAGCGCGCGCACUCUGGGCACUUUCUGAAGCCAUCAGCGACAGAACUGCGGCUGUCACUGCCAUAGUCGCCGCUGACGACGGCCUGCAACUCGUCAAUGACAUAGGACCCGGCGCAUCAGUACAGCUCCGCUGCAGAGGAGCUUCUGGUUCUGACAAGGUUCUUGCUGUAGCGGACUAUGAUGUGGACUCUAGCCGACCCAGUACACCAGGCUGCGACACAUCCAGUGCAGAUUUGUUGGAUGAAGACGAGAAGGAAUCCAAGCGUGAGAUGACAGACAUAAGUGAUGAAUGGGACUGUUUCGAGGGCGGAUUCCCCGCGACGCAGACAGGAGAUGUGGAUGCGGGCGAAGCACGUCGCAUCUCCCCAGGCGCUCCGCCAUCGCCGCGGGCCCUCAAGGAGAAACUAACACAGAUGUCGCUCGCUAUCACGGUGCAAGACUUCGAUCCCCUCACGAUUCUAUGUCCCCAAAGAUCGGUGGCAAAACUCCAUGUGUUGCACCCCAGUAAGAACAACACGCGAUACUAUUUGCUGGUGGAGAGAACAUCACAGUAUAACAGCAAGAAAAUUGUGCUCAGAUCUCCGUUGCAGAUUCGUAACGAGACAUCAUACGCGCUCGAGGUUUUGUACCUACAGUCAGAGCUGGAAGCGGCGGGAGUGACCUGCGUGGGCUCCGUACGGAACCCGUUCUGCGGCCUGCUGAGGUUGGCAGUACUGGCUCCGGACGAUACCUACAACGUGCCGCUCUUCGUAGCCUAUCACUGCAGGCUGUACUUACUGCCCACUAACAUCGAAAGUUACAAAGCAAGUACGCAGGGCAUCUGGUGGAUGGAUCUGAUCGGAGACAUAGGCACACCCCGCGACAUCGUCUGUCCAGCAGUGGACGACAGCGACGGCAGCGUGUUUGCUAUGAGGGUGAUUCCUAUUGAAGGCUGCAAGUCCAACAAAGUUUCCCGCAUCCCGAACCUGGUAGUCCGCGUGGUGGCGCCGCUCUGCAUCCACAACCGCAUUCCGCACGCGUUGCUAGCGGCCGCCGCACCUGCGGUCCCCGGCGCGGCAGCGGGCGCGGUGAGCGUGCGGCUGGAAGCGGGGGAGCGCGCGCAUAUCUACACGCUGCCGCCGGGGCAGGCCGCUCGCCUCACCGUCGACGUGCACUGUCUGGGGCUACCCUGGACGGGCAAGUUUACUUAUUCACCUGAUAUGAAUGAGAAGACGAUAAGUAUGACGACGGAGUGCGAGACGGAGGGCGGCAACAAGCGGCUGGUAGUGAUGGCCCGCCUGCAAGACGCACCCACCAGGCGGCUGCUACUCUACGCGCCUUACUGGAUUAUUAACAAGACCGGACUCCCGCUCCAAAUUAAGGGUCGUUCUGACACUUGUUAUGAAGUGACGGAAGAACCGCUGCUCUGGUGCGAGGGAAAUAGCUCUAGAAGCAGUGCGAAUAAGGUCCGAAUUCGCGCACACCAGUCCAGUUGGUCGCGCCGCACCCGCCUGUGUGCGACCCCAGGGUUGCUCGUGUGCGCGCACAUUGAGCGACGCAUGCAGUACAGGAUACUUACGCAAGUUACAUUAUCCGAGCUAUCACCCCAACUCACGAAAAUCGUCACUUUGUUACCAUACUUUAUCGUCUUCAACGAUACCAAGAAACAUUUACGAUUCAUGGAAGAAAACGAGGCAGCAGAUCUUUGGAUAGACCUGGCCCCUCAGCAAUGUACAUCGUACUGGCCGCAAACCAACUCCAUGUUGAUGCACUGCAAGUAUCGGGAUUCUACGGUCGUAUCACAACACUUCCCAAUCGCGAAAAACCAUUUUACCGUGUUGAGGAUGGAUAAAGGAACAGCAAUUUGUGUGGACGUAACGGGCGGCACAGACCGACCGUUCACCAUUACGUUCAAGCCAUACCGCAGCGGCGACGCACCCGUGCGGUUCGACAACCUGUGCGACGACCUCUUUAUUAAACUACACCAGGUGGACUCAGGUCAAGUGGCUCUUCUGAGUCCAUAUCAGUCUAUGCUGUACACUUGGGACGACCCCGUCAAAGGAAGAGCGGUGCUGUGGAAUAUUUACAACAACAAGGCUAAGGGAUUUCCUGCAGACUUUUCACAGGACGGUUUCGGUGAGGAAAAAGUAUGUUUCCAAUUGGUGAAACAAAAUCUCGUUACUACGAGUAGUGUUACAUCCAAAUUAUCUUCAACUUUCAAAAGGCUCACGCCAAAGUCUCCCGAAGCGUACUCAUCCAGUAGUGACGACUCAGACUUUGAAGUAAUAGAACACAAACCGAAGAAGACCAGAAAAGACAAAGUAAUCGUCUAUUGGAUAUCAUAUAUGGAUGGAUACCAACGGGUUUUCGCACUGUUUCAAGAUGAAAGACUCGCCUAUCAAUACCGCACGAGUUUGUACUCCGAACGAAGUAAUUACGAAAUCUAUUUGGCUCUAUCGACCAUCAGUUUGUCCGUGUGUAUGCAAACUGAAAACGCUGUAAAAGAACUAUCCUAUAUCAGUAUCCACGACUCAUUGCCCCGUUGGGAAGUCAACGUCAGCAGUAAAUGGAAACAGCUUGCUCCAGAUCUCAACUCAUGGAUAGAGGAACGGUAUCAAAAUGAUCAGAAGAAGUGCCACCUUAAAGAAUAUGUUCAUAUAGACUUGGAGAAAAUGCAGAUGACUAAACCAUUCUUUUCUGAAUUGAGACGGACAUACAGCCCUGGUGUUUGGAUGCAAGUGCGAAAGUCGGACACGUACACGUAUUGUCAUCUUAAACUCCACAGGCUGCAAGUAGACAAUCAGCUCCAUGAUGCCGUAUUCCCUUGCGUAUUGUACUCGGCACCAUGUCCAGAUAAUCCAAGGCUGAAAAGAGAUAAGCCAUGUAUUGAAAUGUCUCUUCUGAAACAGUACCGACCGUCACUAAACCAGGACGUGUAUAAGCACCUUAAAGUAGUAGUGCAAGAAUUUGUACUGAAUUUGGAUAGAGGAUAUGUUAAUCAUGUUUUCCAUAUUUUGAACCACUGGAAGUUGGAUGAGAAGCCAGCAGUCAGAUUGAGAGCAGAUCUGGCGCUAGUUCACAUGCCUCUGCCAAUGAUUGCGCUAAAAAAUCAAACGACCGCCCAGAGGAAUGUUAUCUUUGAGUUCGUACAUUUAUCACCAAUAAAGCUAUUACUUAGCUUAUCAUCUCGAGGAUAUUCUGAUAGUUCUGGAAGCCCAACCCGUGGGAGUGGAAACAAGGAAAAUAGACCGAAGCUUUUUAAUAGCGAUCUUUUGGAGUAUCUCUUUAACUCGUGGGGUUCUUCUCUAUGUGAUAUGAAAGAUGUAUGUUUAAGAAUGAGUUACCUGGAGCUUCGCAACGCCCCCCUGCCGCUCUCCUCCUUCGUGGAAACCGCGCGCCGCCACUAUUGGAUUCAGCUGAUGCAGCAAUUCUACGUGCUUGUGCUGGGACUGAACAUCCUGGGCAACCCGUAUAGCUACAUCGGUGAUUUCACCAAGGAGUUGAGAAAUUAUUAUGAGCCGCAUUUGGGUGGAUGUUGUUCGUGGGGUGAGUUCGAUGGCUCAGUUAGUCGACAGUUGGCCGUGGACAUGCCGCAUACUACUCCUCACAAGACCACUCAGCAUGCCUUCGGUGUUCAUAGUGAGCUGCUAGAAGAUCUUCCAGCAGCUGUGCUGGAGGCCCUCAAGUCAAAUCCGGCGAGCGUCGCGCUAGCUGUCACCGGAACUAUGUCCCGCCCCACAUUUGAGGAAGAUAAUAAUACUAUUUUCAAAUGUAAGUACAGUUCAACGUAG